AUGACUUGGGAUUCAAUAGCGGCAGGAGCAUCGUAUAGGUCGACAAAGGGCGAGCACGUUACCUUUAGUAUAUGUAUACAAAUAGUCACCCUAGUAGCUAAGGCGUUUAGAAUAAAGGGAACAGGUACUGAUGUGGAAGAGGAAACACCUGGUCAGGAGGAUGAGUGUGAAAGUUUGUAUAGUUUAUUGAAGGCUUGGGGAGGGGAAGCAUUGGGACAGAAAGUCAUGGAUCAGUGGUUCGUAGGGGGCGAUGAAGUCUCAAGCCGAUCUGCGUUGUUUUCGUUAAGCGGCAUCGAUCUCUUUGAGAUGUUGACGUCUCUAAUAAGUCAGGGUAGGAAUGCUAGUAAGGGCUUAACUUGUGAAAGGCAGUCUGAGGGGGGGGCGGAUAAGGAGCGAGAGGGCGUGUCAUAUAGGAAGGGGAAUCUAAAUGAAGAACACCUGGGGGCCCUCAGAAAGAUGAAGUUGACAUUGAAUUCCAGCCCCGUGGGGGAGGGAGCCGACUUAAAGGAUCGCGUGUCCCAACAGGGGCGACUCUGUCAUAACAGGGGGGAAAUCCAAGCAACAGGUCCAACGUGUCCCAAAGUGAACUCCAUCGACCAACAACACCAGGGGUUCACAGACGAGAAUUCUGUAGAACCCAACGGAGGUGGCAGGACAGAGACAGCAGACGGCGGAGAGCAGUGGGGGAAGUUGUUGGGGUCAGUAGUCGGAGGUUUUAUUGGUUUAAGUCUUGGGUUGAUGAGUAUGUAUGGUUUGUAUCGUAUAGUGGUUGCAGGAAACAGCAAGGGAAGACCACACCGGACCCCGCGGGCGCCUCUAUUAAGGGGGGGCCUAGACCGGGGGGGAGGGGGGGCGGAUAAUAGGAGGGGAGUUACUUAUGGGGCACUAGUGGGGCACGGCGGCCGGCGGGAUUCGGAGUGA
Molecule: messenger RNA, 921 nt
Organism: Plasmodium inui San Antonio 1
Lineage: Eukaryota; Apicomplexa; Aconoidasida; Haemosporida; Plasmodiidae
Exons: 1
Coding region: 1-921 (306 amino acids)
Source: RefSeq, a predicted model, not a curated record